Messenger RNA from Vitis riparia (riverbank grape), 1104 nucleotides. RefSeq lists its product as uncharacterized. The transcript is spliced from 2 exons. NCBI's taxonomy places the organism in Eukaryota, Viridiplantae, Streptophyta, Magnoliopsida, Vitales, Vitaceae. The record is from RefSeq and is a predicted model, not a curated record. The coding region runs from base 1 to 1104 and encodes 367 amino acids.
AUGAAGAUGCACUACACCCUCAAGUUCAACCCCAGAGUCAUCCAAGAUUUAGAAGAUGAGGAUGACUUGGAUAAGGUGGUUUCCCACAGUGAUGACUUUGCAAAUGUAUACCUAGUAGACUUACCCUGUGUGGAAGCCAUUGAACCAAAUAUACCGAAUACAGAAUUGGCAAUUGGAGGUCCACCUGCGCCGUUUCCUUCCUCUAAUGCAUCAUGCGAUGCAAUUCUUAAUACUAUAAUGCUAUCAAGAGGUUUUGUGUCGCGUUGUGCAGAUAGUGAGUACACCCCUUUGAAAUCGAUUCGUUUUCGUGAGGCAAUAUUAGGGUCCGGACAUACAUUUAAAAAUGCAGAGGAGUUUCGCAACGCAAUUUACCAGAUGUCAUUAGGUGGAAGGUUUGAAUACAAGUACAAGAAAAAUUCUCCUACGCAUAUGUCUGUAAAGUGUUUGGUUGAGGGUUGUCCUUGGAAGAUAACAGCUCACGCUGUCGAGGGAAAUGUCAUCUUGCGAGUUCAUACUUACCAAGUGAAUCAUAAUCAUAUAGCUCAGGAUGAGUGUUCAUCUAAAGUCAAGGUUUCUUCAAAGAGAGGCGCGGUUGUUGUUGAAGAUGUGUUUAGAACCACUCGAGACUAUCUUCCCCGUCAAAUUUGUAAGGAUUUUGAACAUGAUCAUGGAGUUCAAUUGACAUAUAACCAAACAUUGCACCUUAAAGAAAAGGCAAAAAAGCGCAUAUAUGGAGCUCCACGUGAGUCCUACACGUUUGUCCCUUGGUUAUGCCAUAGGCUAAGGGAAAUCAACCCCGACACAAUUGCGGAGUACACUUCCGACGAAAGUCACUUCAUGCAAUUGUUCAUUGCCUAUGCAUUUUCAAUUCAAGGGUUCAUCAAGGGGUGUCGACCAGUAUUGGCUAUUGAUUCUUGCCAUCUAAGCGGACCAUACAAGGGAGCUUUUUUGUCCGUCAUUGCAUAUGAUGCAGAUGAUGGAAUGUUCCCUCUUGCCCUUGGUGUGGUCAGUUCAGAAAAUUAUGAGGAUUGGUGCUGGUUUUUGGAGAAAUUAAAGGGGGUCUUAGAUGGUAAAAAAGUUGUUAUUAUAUCUGAUAGACAUUAA